AUGGGUUCCGUUGGGGCGUCGAGUUCAAAGCUUUUUGAGCCUCUCACGAUCGGCUCGAUGAAGCUGCAGCACCGCAUGAUAAUGGCACCUUUGACAAGAUUCCGCGCAGACGACUCGCAUGUACCACUGCCAUUUGUGUCUGAAUACUAUCAACAGCGCGCCUCGGUCCCAGGCACCUUGAUCAUCUCGGAAGCGACCCUGAUCUCCGAAUCCGCCGGAAUUUACAACAACGUUCCUGGGAUCUGGAACCGCGAUCAAGUCGAUGCGUGGUGCAAAAUCACCGACGCAGUCCAUCAGAAGGGUUCCUAUAUCGUCCUCCAGCUUUGGACGCUCGGCCGAGUCGCAGAUGCAGCGGCCACAAAACAGAAGGGCAUCAAACUUUCCGCGCCCAGUCCCAUACCUGUUGCCGAAGGGGCCGAAACUCCCGAGGAACUGACCAUCGCCGAGAUCGAGUCGUUCGUUGCAGAGUAUACCGUGGCUGCGAAGAAUGCAAUUGAAGCAGGAUUUGAUGGGGUCGAGAUCCACGCCGCAAACGGCUACCUCGUUGAUCAGUUUUUGCAGGACGUCAGCAACACCCGCACCGACCGUUACGGCGGGUCGAUCGAAAAUCGAUCACGGUUAGGCCUCGAGGUAACACAAGCUGUGGUCGAUGCUAUUGGAGCUGAGCGGGUGGGAAUCAGGCUAAGUCCUUUCAGCACAUUCCAGGGGAUGGGUAUGAGGGACCCCAUCCCUCAAUUUACGCAUUUCAUCCACGGUCUCCAGGCGCUGAAACUGGCAUAUAUACACGUGGUUGAGUCGCGCGUCUCUGGCAACGCCGACGUAGAGCCCACCCACAAGAUUGAUUUCGCCGUCAACGCGUGGGAUGGGACGAGCCCGGUUCUGAUCGCCGGUGGAUUCACCCCGGAGUCGGCUAGGAACACCGUAGACGAGCUUUUCCCAGACAGGGACGUGGCCAUUGUGUUUGGUCGGUACUUCAUCUCGACGCCUGAUCUGCCGUUCCGGGUCAAGCAUGGCAUUGACCUGGAGGCCUACGACAGGAAUACGUUCUACACGGCAAAGGCAGAGGAGGGUUAUAUCGAUUACCCCUUCAGCAAGGAGUUUGAACAGGCAUAUAGAAAUUAA
Exophiala xenobiotica is the source of this 1122-nucleotide messenger RNA. RefSeq lists its product as uncharacterized. The transcript has a single exon. The record is from RefSeq and is a predicted model, not a curated record. Lineage: Eukaryota; Fungi; Ascomycota; Eurotiomycetes; Chaetothyriales; Herpotrichiellaceae. Gene Ontology annotation, molecular function: NADPH dehydrogenase activity; FMN binding. The coding region runs from base 1 to 1122 and encodes 373 amino acids.